AUGUCUUCAAUAUUACGAUCAAGUCUUGCAAGUUCGAUAGUUGCUGAUGGCUCUUUGACAAAGCUGAUGGGUGGUGUAGCAUCAUCUAUACCAAUACAGCCUUCUUCCUCUCGUGUACUUCUAGUCAAUCGAAAUGUAGUCAACUACUUUAACAGGAAUAAUAAUAGUAGUAUUAAUAACUACAACAUCAGCAGCAGCAACAGUAAUAGAUAUAUCAACAACAAUAACAAUAACAACACAUAUUUAUUCAAUCAUAAACAACAACAAACAAAUAUACCAAACGUAUCACCAACGUCUAUAUCACAUCAACUACAACAACAACAACAACAAUCACCUUUUCACCAUAACUCACGUUAUCCUGCAACACCAUAUUCAACGAUAAUCAAUCAUAAUUCACAUCAAUCCAGGAUCAACGAACUAUUCAACACAAAGUACAACAGGUUCAAUCAUGCUAAUAGUAUCAUUGGACAACAAAGAUCAACAUCAACUACGACCAAAUCAUCGGUCUCAAUGGGCCAGCCUCUACAGACUGGACGAUCACAAUCUACAAUGUUUACAGCACCACAGUUCAUUAUUGUGCCCGCUGCCAAACGACACUUCCACUCCAACCUCCCCAACUACUUUGUCUUUUCAAAGACACUUCGACUGGUGCUGCCCUUUGCCAUGGGUGGCAUUCGUGAAUGGAUCCGACAGGGCAACAGUCUGCUUCGCUUCGCAUUCAUUUGCGUCGUAAUGUUUGGCAGUUGUGGACUCUACAUCUACUUCAAUCAAGAGUCGGCACCGAUCACUGGUCGCUCCAGGUUCAUCGGUGUCACUGUAGAGGAGGAGCGUGACAUCUCUGACAUGGGCUACGCAUCAGUCAUGGAGCUCUACGCCGACAGCAUCCUGCCAGACAACAACGUGCUCCAGAAUCAGGUCAGAUUAGUGGCCAAGUCGUUGAUCCCCUACUCGGGUAUCCAACUGCCAUGGGAGUGCCAUGUCAUCAACUCGCCAGAGGUCAACGCUUUCGUCCUGCCCAACGGCAAGAUCUUUGUCUUUACCGGUCUGUUUGAGAUUGUCCAGACAGAGGACGAGCUCGCAGCAGUCAUGUCACACGAGAUUGGUCAUGCCAUUGCCCGUCACUCGGCCGAGAGGAUGAGUCUUCUCAAGGUUGGCAUCGUCUUCCUCACGCUCACCAGAGGCCUGCUUGGCGACACCAUCACUGGAAAUGUAGCAACAAUGAUAACGACCUAUCUCUUGGAGUUGAGCUACUCGAGAAUGCAAGAGAUUGAAGCAGAUAUCAUUGGACUUGGCAUCCUAAAGAGUGCUGGCUACAACCUACAAGCAGCAAUCAGUGUCCAGGAGAAGUUGGCACAACUCAGUGACUCUGAGGAUGACAGCAAGAUAGUAUCAUUGUUGGCCACGCAUCCCAAAUGUUCAGACAGAGUCAGCAAGAUGAAGGAAUGGAUUACUGAGCAUGGUACUGAACCAAAUACAAUUACAAUCCAACAACACCAACACCACCACAAGCAUCAACAUCAUGUCAACAACAAAGCACUACCAUCUGCAACUCCAUCCAAGUUGCCAGUAGCAGCUGCUGCAGCAACAUCCUCCUCGAGCAAAGACUCUCUGUAA
This is a messenger RNA of Acytostelium subglobosum LB1, 1614 nucleotides long. RefSeq lists its product as hypothetical. The coding region runs from base 1 to 1614 and encodes 537 amino acids. The record is from RefSeq and is a predicted model, not a curated record. Gene Ontology annotation, molecular function: metalloendopeptidase activity. Gene Ontology annotation, biological process: mitochondrial protein processing; protein quality control for misfolded or incompletely synthesized proteins. Lineage: Eukaryota; Evosea; Eumycetozoa; Acytosteliales; Acytosteliaceae. The transcript has a single exon. Gene Ontology annotation, cellular component: mitochondrial inner membrane.